Trachemys scripta elegans is the source of this 3381-nucleotide messenger RNA. It is a transcript of the gene NPFFR2, whose product is annotated as neuropeptide FF receptor 2. The record is from RefSeq and is a predicted model, not a curated record. Gene Ontology annotation, molecular function: neuropeptide receptor activity; opioid receptor binding; peptide binding. Gene Ontology annotation, biological process: regulation of cAMP-dependent protein kinase activity; G protein-coupled receptor signaling pathway; regulation of adenylate cyclase activity. Bases 959 to 2230 code for a protein of 423 amino acids. The transcript has 7 exons. Gene Ontology annotation, cellular component: membrane. NCBI's taxonomy places the organism in Eukaryota, Metazoa, Chordata, Testudines, Emydidae.
GCGGCAUUUCUCUGGCUGGCUACAGACGGCUCGUCUCUGACUCCCUCCCUCCCCUGUUCCCGCAAGACGGGGAAGGGCCGCCCGCCCCCCAGGUCCGCCCCUCUCCAAUGCUGCUCAAAUGCCGGCCCCGGCAGCGGGGCAGGGCUGGGGCCCCCUCGGCUAGCGGGUAGAGCGCCCGGCUCGCCGCGCAGCUCCCGGGCCAUGGAGCACGUGGGGCCGGGCCAGGAGGGGAACGCCGCGGAGCCCCUGCGCUGACCAGAGAAAUGGGCCCAUGUCUGCAGUAUCCUCCUUUGGCUGGCAGAUUUGAGGAGGCAAUGGAUGCACAAGUGCCAUUCUUCCCCAGGCCGGUUUCCAAACCACUCCCCUGUGCUCUGCGGCUUCUUGUGGAGUGAACUGCCUGUGCUGAUUCACAUCUGCAGUGGAAAUGUUCCAGCCCCCGGACCUCUGAAUGGGAAGUUCUUCAAUAUUUCUGUUUAUCCUCAUUCAGUGUGUGUGAUCCCAUGUAUUAUUUAACGCACACUAACCAAACCCUGCCCUGAAUAUAUUAUUAAUUUCCUCCCAGGCAUUUCUAUGGUGAUCUCAUUAUGGUGUCUGAGUGCACCACAAGCUUUAAUAAACUUAUCUUCAUAAGACCCUGUGCGAUUAGGUGAGGUUCUUCACCACAGAGAAGGAGAAUAAAACAGAAGAGGACAUUUUUGUCAUCUUUUUUGCAGUUGAAAAAUGAGCGAUGCAGCCUAGAAAAGUGUCUUCUUCAGUGAUCAGUUCUGCUUUUCUGAACAAGGUUGAUUUGUUGUGGGACUUGAAGCCUGCUUUUCAGAGGUGGUAGGAAAGAAGAAACAACAAAUAUAAAGUCUCCGUGUGCGAAAGAGAACAGUGAUUCACUAAUACUCUGCACCUGAAGUGAAAUACAAACGAUCAACGGUCUCACAGCUGCCAUUGCAAGCAGGUACAAUUCAAUAUGAAUGAGAGAGUGGAUUUCAAUUCUUCACUCAGUUGGCCUCACAUGCAGAGUUUCAAUGGCACAUACAAGUAUCCAUACCCAGACCACAACAUUUCCUAUGUGGACUUCUACCUUCAUCAGCCACUAGUGGCAGCCAUCUUCAUCGUCUCCUACCUCCUCAUCUUCCUCCUGUGUAUGCUUGGCAAUGGAGUGGUUUGCUUCAUUGUUCUGAGGAGCAAGCACAUGCGCACAGUCACAAACCUCUUCAUCUUGAAUCUGGCUGUCAGUGACUUACUGGUGGGGAUAUUCUGCAUGCCCACCACUCUCCUGGAUAACAUCAUAGCAGGAUGGCCCUUUGGGAGCAUGGUCUGCAAAAUGAGUGGGAUGGUCCAGGGAAUCUCCGUCUCAGCCUCUGUUUUCACUUUGGUUGCAAUUGCAGUUGACAGGUUCCGAUGCAUUGUUUACCCAUUUAAGCAGAAGCUCACCAUAUCAACUGCGGUUGUCAUUCUAGCAGUCAUCUGGGUUCUGGCGAUCGCCAUCAUGUGUCCGUCUGCAGUCAUGUUGCAGGUACAAGAGGAAAAGUAUUUCAGGGUGAUCCUUGGCUAUAGCAAUCAAACCAGCCCUAUAUACUGGUGCCGGGAGGACUGGCCCAAUCAGGAAAUGAGAAAGAUCUAUACAACGGUGCUGUUUACCAACAUCUACCUGGCCCCCCUUUCACUCAUCGUCAUUAUGUAUGCUAGGAUAGGGAUCGCGCUCUUCAACAAAGCAGCACCUGUAGGGGGAAAACAGAGCCAGGAGCAGCGCCACUCCGUGUCCAAGAAGAAGCAGAAGGUGAUCAAAAUGCUCAUCAUUGUGGCUUCACUUUUCAUCCUGUCCUGGCUCCCCUUGUGGACUUUGAUGAUGCUCUCAGACUAUGCCAAUCUGACGGAGGUCCAGCUGCAGAUCAUCAACAUUUACAUCUACCCCUUCGCUCACUGGCUGGCCUUUUUCAACAGCAGCAUCAACCCGAUCAUCUAUGGCUUCUUCAACGAGAACUUUCGCCGAGGCUUCCAGGCAGCCUUUAAGCUUCAGCUCUGCUCCGGGGAAAUGAUGCGCAGGGAGUUCUACUCCCAGAGGGGCCAAAGCAAUGCCAUAUUACCGGCAACCACCCACCAGCUGCUGGAGGACCAACCUUCUCAAAAUGCCAAGGAUGAGGAGAAACCAAUUCAGAGAGGGAACUGGAUGAACAACCAGCAGGACUUGAUGAUGGAAGACCUAGAAAAGGCAACCAACAACAAUGGAGUAAAAUGAAAUUUGCUAUGAACUGGUUUAUUCCUUGGCAGAGUCAGAUGUGGUGUGAGGUUCACACGAUUUAAGCCCUGGCUGGCAAAAACAAAACAAAACACAUCUUAAGAUGUUACUAUUGUAAAGUAUGUAUAACUUGUAGAAUAGCUGGUUGCUUGGACUAGAUAUGAGGCCUAAUUCUGCCCCCCUUUAUACCAGUGUAAAUCAGGAACAACUCCAUUGAAGUCAGUGGCAUUACACAGACAUAAACAUGGUAUAAGUGAGAGCAGAAUGAAGACCACUGAUUUAAAUGGAGAUGCUCCUGAUUUACAUUUGGUGUACUGGGGAGCAGAAUCAGGCCUGUAUUGGUUUAGUUUUACACUAUUCUCAGAAUAGGUGAAACAGGGUUGUAUAAAGUUUUGUUAGAGAAAUGUUACAGCAUGUAAUGCUAUUGCUAUUAAUCCAUACAACAGUUUUGUCAGAGUAGAAUCUGAAGAGGUUAUUGAUUUAUUUAAUAUCCACUUAGAUGUUGGGGUUUGGACUGGGUGCGAAUCAUGGAAUGAUUCUGCUGGAACAUUUUCAUUAUUUUUUCAUUAGCCAAUUUUGGACACAAUCAAAAUUUUAUUUUGCAGAUUAGGAUGGUGGUUUAUGAGACUAAUGAAAAAUCCUCCACUUUUAAUUGAACAGUGUCCAUUUUACAAAGUCAGGAUAAUCCAACAAACCCUCAUUUUUACAAGUUAGCUGUUAAAUUCACUUCAUUUAUUAAUAGCCCCUCCCAGUAUCACUGUUUUAUAUUUAUUGCUCAAGCAUAAUAGUGGGUUCCUGAAAUCAUUCAUUCUGCUAUGUUACCAUUAUCAUUAACUCAAAUGUUAGAGAUUUGCUUAAUAGACCAGCAUUAAUGUUUUAAUACCUCUGAAUAUAGAAUAUUGUGCCACCCAGCUUCCAGGCAAAUGUAUAAUUUGUAUUCACAGUGCUUCUGGCCUGGAGAUAUUGUAUGCUGACUGUUUUUUUUAAUAUAUCUGGCUGUUUGAACUGGUGUGAGGUGUGCAGCUUCUAUGGCUUCUUAUUCGUUCCCCUUUCUUGCUGAUUCUUUAGUUAAUUUUGUGAUUGAACUGUCAUUCAGUUUAUCUGUCUCUCAGUUUGAGAAAUAAAAAGGAUUAAGGAUGUGAGAAAUAAAA